Messenger RNA from Drosophila willistoni, 602 nucleotides. It is a transcript of the gene lush, whose product is annotated as general odorant-binding protein lush. The coding region runs from base 14 to 469 and encodes 151 amino acids. Gene Ontology annotation, biological process: olfactory behavior; sensory perception of smell. NCBI's taxonomy places the organism in Eukaryota, Metazoa, Arthropoda, Insecta, Diptera, Drosophilidae. Gene Ontology annotation, molecular function: odorant binding; dibutyl phthalate binding. Gene Ontology annotation, cellular component: extracellular region. The record is from RefSeq and is a predicted model, not a curated record. The transcript has 3 exons.
UCAUUUGAUCAGAAUGAAACAACCAAAUACUGUCCAGAGCCUUAUCAUUUUUAUGCUGAUGGUGCUGAUGCUGCUAUCCAAGCCGACGAUUAGUGUCAAUAUGCAACAGUUUCUGCAAUCCCUGGACAUGAUGCGGAAUGGCUGUGCGCCAAAAUUUAAAGUACCUUUAGAUAUAUUGGACCGGAUACGUGAGGGUGAUUUUGAUUUAGAGCCCACACAGGACUUGCUGUGCUAUACGAAAUGCAUUGCCCAAUUGGCCGGAACGGUUACCAAGAAGGGUGAGUUUAGUGUGCCAAAGGCCUUUGCUCAGAUGCCCAUCAUAUUGCCACCGGAAUUGCAAGAGCCCGCUAAGACAGCAUUGAACCAUUGUAAAGAUGCGCAAAAGGCAUACAAGGACUCAUGCGAAAAGGUCUAUUAUACAUCGAAAUGCAUAGCUGACUUUGAUCGUGCCAAUUUUAAGUUUCCAUAGCCAAAAAUUAAUAAGAGAAUCAUAUUGUGACUAUCGGAAUACUUACUCGGACGCUUCUCCUUGCCCUGAAAUGACACAAAUUUCUGUAUCGAUGAGCAAAUUGAUUUGGAAUAAAGGGUUUUUAAUUAACCAA